AUGGCCCGUACUAAGCAAACCGCUCGCAAGUCCACUGGUGGUAAGGCCCCCCGUAAGCAGCUCGCCACUAAGGCUGCUCGCAAGAGUGCUCCCAGCACUGGAGGAGUCAAGAAGCCUCACAGAUACAGACCCGGUACCGUCGCUCUUCGUGAAAUCCGUCGUUACCAAAAGUCCACUGAGCUUUUGAUCCGCAAGCUUCCUUUCCAACGUCUUGUUCGUGAAAUCGCUCAAGAUUUCAAGACUGAUCUUCGUUUCCAAUCUUCCGCUAUCGGUGCUCUUCAGGAAGCCUCCGAAGCUUACCUCGUUGCCCUCUUCGAAGAUACCAACUUGGCUGCCAUUCACGCCAAGCGUGUCACUAUCCAACCCAAGGAUAUCCAGCUCGCUCGUCGCCUCCGUGGAGAGCGCUCUUAA
Umbelopsis ramanniana AG is the source of this 411-nucleotide messenger RNA. RefSeq lists its product as uncharacterized. Bases 1 to 411 code for a protein of 136 amino acids. Gene Ontology annotation, molecular function: structural constituent of chromatin; protein heterodimerization activity; DNA binding. NCBI's taxonomy places the organism in Eukaryota, Fungi, Mucoromycota, Umbelopsidomycetes, Umbelopsidales, Umbelopsidaceae. The record is from RefSeq and is a predicted model, not a curated record. The transcript has a single exon. Gene Ontology annotation, cellular component: nucleosome.